GAUAAAAGAAUCAGAGUAUCUCAACCCUUGACAAGAGGACCAAGUGCCUUUAUUCCAGAGAAGGAAGUCGUCCGAGCAAACACAGUGGAUGAACGUACAAACUUUCUCGUGGAAGAAUACUCCACGUCUGGUCGUCUGGACAAUAUCACACAGGUUAUGAGUUUACACACUCAGUACCUGGAGUCUUUCUUGCGGAGCCAGUUUUACAUGUUGCGCAUGGAUGGUCCCCUUCCUCUACCAUACAGGCACUACAUCGCGAUAAUGGCUGCCGCUAGACAUCAGUGUUCUUACUUAAUAAACAUGCAUGUGGAUGAAUUUUUAAAGACUGGAGGUAUUGCUGAAUGGUUGAAUGGUUUGGAGUAUGUACCACAAAGACUGAAAAAUCUUAAUGAAAUAAAUAAGCUGCUAGCACACCGACCCUGGCUAAUCACAAAAGAGCACAUUCAGAAACUUGUCAAAACUGGAGAAAAUAAUUGGUCUCUGCCUGAACUAGUACAUGCUGUGGUCCUACUGGCGCAUUAUCAUGCUUUGGCAAGUUUUGUUUUUGGUAGUGGAAUUAAUCCAGAAAGAGAUCCAGAAAUCUCCAAUGGAUUCAGGAUAAUAUCAGUAAACAAUUUCUGCGUUUGUGAUCUUGCUAAUGACAACAACAUAGAAAAUGCAUCCCUUACAGGCAACAACUUUGGGAUUGUGGAUUCUCUAAGUGAGCUGGAAGCCUUAAUGGAAAGGAUGAAGAGGCUUCAAGAAGAAAGAGAAGAUGAAGAAGCAUCUCAGGAAGAAAUGACCACUCGUUUUGAAAAGGAGAAAAAAGAAAGUCUUUUUGUAGUCUCUGGAGAUACUUUUCAUUCAUUUCCUCAUUCAGAUUUUGAAGAUGACAUGAUUGUAACAUCUGAUGUCUCUCGAUACAUUGAAGAUCCUGGUUUUGGGUAUGAAGACUUUGCCAGAAGAGGAGAAGAGCACUUGCCAACAUUCCGAGCUCAGGACUAUACCUGGGAAAAUCAUGGUUUCUCCCUGGUGAACAGGCUGUAUUCUGACAUUGGACAUCUUCUUGAUGAGAAGUUUCGGAUGGUCUACAACCUCACCUAUAACACUAUGGCAACCCAUGAGGAUGUUGACACAACCACGCUGCGCAGAGCUUUAUUUAACUAUGUUCACUGUAUGUUUGGGAUCAGGUAUGAUGACUAUGAUUAUGGAGAAGUUAAUCAGUUACUUGAACGAAGCCUGAAGGUUUACAUUAAGACGGUGACCUGCUAUCCUGAAAGAACUACAAAGCGCAUGUAUGAUAGUUACUGGCGUCAGUUCAAACACUCAGAAAAGGUUCAUGUUAAUCUACUUUUAAUGGAAGCACGGAUGCAAGCUGAACUACUUUAUGCUCUUCGUGCCAUAACUCGGCAUUUGACCUGAAGUAUCACCCAGGGACAGUGUCAUAUAUGUGUAAAGACUUUUUCACGUAUGAUUUACAUCAGAAGCUCUUUGAGAUACAGCAUCAAAAUUAUUCAAUUCUCUAGUGUCAGAGUUUAGCUGGUUUUUGUUUUGUUUUGUUUUUGUCCCCCCCCCCGGCUGUAAUGUGCAAUGAUGUGUUUUAUUUUUUCUUGAUGCUUAACAUUACUAACAGUUGCAAAAAUAAUACUGAGGAGCACUACUUUACUAUUGUUUAUAGUUGGAUUUUUGGACAACGAUCAUAAAUCAUGAACGUGGUUGUUAAUGCUUAACUUCAGUGUUUUGAAGGUUGGUUAUAUGUGGUUUUUUUGUUUUGUUUUCUUUUUACUUUUUGGUUUAAAUAAGGAAAAGCGCUUACAAUCUGCUCUUGCGAUUGUUCUUCAGAUAUUGGAAUUUAGCGAAGAAUGACUUCAUCUGACCAUUCUAUAAUUUUCAUGUUGUGUCCUAAAUCUGGUAAAAGAAAAGCAUGCGCUAUUGAACCAAGCUGCUCACUGGACACCAAAGUUGUGUCCCCAGGAGAUUAUUUGUCAGGCACUGUAUGUUUUCUUGUUUGUAGAUUUUUUUGUUUUGUUUUUUUACCUGCUAUUGGCGACAACGUGAAAUGUGAUACAGCCAUUGUCCAUAAUUUAAUGUGAACUUAAUCAUGAUGAAUUCUAUAGCAUGCUACUGAAAUACCAAAUUCAUCUAUUUUCUCUUUUACAACAGAAAGUUCAAUUUUCCAUAUCAUUCAUAUAUAUAUAUAUAUAUAUAUAUAUGAAUAUAUUAUGAAAAGUAGUUAUGCACAAUCCUUUUUAUUACUGACAACGAUCCUGUCACCUUAAAAAAAUCAGUGCUCACACUUGAUCAUAGUUCAUUCAUUCACCACAUAAAAACUUGUACCCACACAAGACUGACCAAAAAUUUUCUUUGCACAUUUUUCUUUUCAUGAAUUUUUUCUAUAUUACAAUUUGCAAAGGAUGGUUAAUAUGCUUAUAUUUUUUUCUGUUAGGCUUUUAGAGAUAAUUUUCCAUUAUUUUCUUCUUACAGUAGGUUAAACAGUUUAUAAUUCAAAGGUAAAAAUUGUGUUUCUAUGCAUUAAUGUGAUUGAACAACAAAGAGUGCAAUAUGUUCUAAAAAAUACUCAACUAAACUUUUCCCCUAUCAUAUCACUGCAGAAGUGUCCUUUUAAACACAGCCAUAAAGAAAUUUUACUGAAAUUUCUUUAUUGCACUAGGCUUUUUUUUGUUUUACCUUACUGGGGUUGAAUAAUAUUCUUUUUAUAAUGCCAAAGCAUUCCCUUCCCCAGAAAAAUCUCUUUGGACAACUGGUUAAAAAAGGUAUCAAGUCAUAGGGGAAGAAUAAGUGGCCAAAAAAGUCACAUUUUUGCAUUGGUUUAUGUUACUUGAUUAGACUAUCUUCAGAGAGCACAACAUUAUGUGUUUUAUAGCUUUAAUUUGUAUUAUGUUAGUAAACCAGUGAAGUGCCUAAAGAGAUGCUUACAACUAUCCAGUAGGACACAACUGCACUGCUUAAACACUUUUUGGUUAAUUAAAAGUGACUUGAAUUUUACACAUAUAUGGUAAUUUUUAAAAGCAUAUCCAUUUUUCCAUAGUAAGUAAUAUAGUUAAAUUUUUCCACUAUAGUUGCCACAGAAAUUUCAUUUUAAACUUAUCUUAUAGGAUUUAUUUUUUUCUUUUGUGAAAUAAUCAUGGAUUAGUUCAAUCAUUUUCCCCUUCCAUUUAUCAUCCUUCUCUAGUACAAUGCUUUAGGUUGCUUUUCUUUAGAUUUUGUUCCAGAUAUAAAAACAAAAAUGACUGUAAACCUAUUAACAUAAGGUAGUUCUGUGUUUUUGGAUUCAAGGAUCUUAUUUGAAAUCUUCCAUGAGGAAAAAAAAUUGACCAAUAAUAUUUUUCAGGACAGGGUGGUUUAUUUAAAGAGAUUAUUUGAAGAAUUCAUGCCAGAUCUCUUGUUUUGUUUAUUACAUAUACCAUAUAUUGAUUUUUUUUCAAUAUCUCAUUGUAUAGAUAGGUAUUAACUACAAGGAAAGUAUUGAAGAGAAUGGCUGAACAUCGAUGGAAACAUAAAAGUCCAUUUAAUUUUCCUAACUUGAGGACUUUCAGGGUGAGGAUAUCUUUUAUUCUUGCAUUUUUAUUAGAAUCAUUUAAAUCAAUAGCUCUAUCAUUUUGUGCAGGUGAACUGUAUUACAGGAUGAAAAAUGAUUUUUAUGUAUUGAAUAGGAGAAAUUCUCACAGAAACCAUACAAAUGAGCUUUAGACCAAAAGGGGAAACAAGGUAUAAGUUACUAAAAUGGCCACUUUUUGUUCUUUUAUUUUUUUCCCCCAGAAAUGUAGUUAGUUUGAGUUAUGGUAACAGUUAGUGCCUUUAACAGAUAUCUUUCCUAGCAGAAUUUCUUUUUGCUCAACAUUGAUGCAUCUCUUUGUUAAUCAGGAAAUUAAGGUGGCUUGAACUAAAAGCAAAAUGAAACAAUGUAUUUACAACCUUCAGUAAAUCAGCCUGACUUCUAAAGAUGCUCAUGCACCAGGUAAGAUGCAGCAGCAUUUGUUUCAGGCUAUGAGUCCCUUUUCACAAUGAGUUUGUUAUCAACUCUCUCUAUUCAGUGCAAACUUGAAAUUUGAUUGCGGUUUGCCAGGGUGGUAUUUUUUUUUUUCAAGAGAAUUGAAUUUAUUAUGUAGUAAUUUAUAGUGUAGCUUUUUAUAUUAAAAUGUAAUAUUUUUUAAAAAAAGAUACCUGGGUUCAAUUGGUAUGAUAAUGUGAUUAUGUGCUAAUCAUUUUGGGGUCACAUUGUGCCAAACUUAAAUGUGCAAGAAUACAUGAAAAAAAGCACACAUGAAUGUGAACUCUUUAAUACCUUGCUUAUUGUGUUAAAAUUACUCUAAUAAUUCACUGAGAUAUAUGCUUGAAUAAUGUCUAUUUAGUUUGGAAUUUCAAAUUUUCCAGAUUUGAUAAUAAUUCUUAACUUCUCAGAUCACCUUAAGAAAUAUCAAAGUAACCUCCCCUGUGAAACUCAGUUUGUUCUUUAACCCACUUGACUACAAGAGGGGCCAGGCAGGUGCCUCACUGAACCCUUCAGAAUAGGCUUCCUCAGGUGGACUUGUGAGAAUUAGGGGAAAAGAGGCUUUUGAGACAAAACUCCUUCAUUUUUUUUCUUUUCUUUUUUUUGCUAGGUACAUUGUCUCAGUCUCAGGAAGAAUUUGUCUCACUUGGGGUACUUUAAAUAAAAGAUGGCUAACAUGGAAUCUGGAAUAUGGCCUUAUAGCCUUAAACCCAAGUAAUGGCAGAGCGAUGCAGGCCUUUCUUUAGAAUAGAAAAACAAAUGUAAGGUUUAUGUAAAAAUGAUAUAGAACUUGAACCAGAGCCCCUAUUUUAUUUGUGUUAUAGUGUCUCCUAAUGAUUUUUAAUACUUCUGAAGUUCAACUGGUAUUAUUUCAGAGCAACUUUUUCCUUUCUGACUGUAUGAAGUUUUUAUCCCAAAAUCUUAGAUUUUCAUGCCCCAGCAAAAUAAAUUUAUCAGCAAUUAAAGAUAUGUACGUAAAAUAUUUCACCACAUUUAGGGUGCAUGCAUAUAUGAUGGUAAGAUUCUUCUUAACUAAAAACAGUUCAUCAGGGAGAAAAAGCAAAUUUCAGUGCAUAUUUUAAAAGGGUUUGCACUGUGAUAGUAAAAUAAGAUUUUUUGUUUUUUUGUUUUGUUUUGUUUUGUUUUUGCUUAUGUUGUAUUUUAGAAGUUUCUCUGGAAAGCAAGAUCUCCAUUUCUCUUUUAUCUAGAAAAUCUUUUUUGUCUCAUGCAAAUAGUCUUGCAUGGAGUUAAAAGUAUGCAACAGUGAUGCUGUAUAAGUAUUUAUUUUCUUAGAACAGUUCAGUAGUAAACUGAAAGACAUGUGGCUCCUCUGUUCAGAUCGAGUUUUAAGUUACAUAAUCUGUAUAAUCAGAAUCUAUUCUAGGCGGCUGUCAAAAACUGUGUUUCCCUGUUAUAUCUCUGUGGAGACUGAGAAUCAAAUUAAGUAGUCUUUCCUCAAAGCAGUACUGUAGCAUGAAUGUAUUUAUCUCAGUCAACAGAAUUUAAAUGACCACUGAAGGUGGAGGUUAUUUCCACGCUAAUUUGGCUUAGUUAGCAGUAUCUGCUCAGGUGAGACCUAGAACAAAAAUAGCUGGGGGUGAGGUGGAUUACAGAGAUAGAGGUAUAUGUCAAGAUAGCCUUGUGAGGGAGGAAACGUUUUCAAAGAAUAUAUGAAACAUAGUGCUGAGAUGGUGGCUUUCCUCGGCAUCAUGCACCUAAUAUAAAGGAAACAUUUCUCUCGUGGGAGCUCCUACCUGCAUUUAGUCCUCUCUUUCCACCCUGUUUUCUCUUCCUCCAAGUGCCUCAACCUGUACACACCUUCACUCUCUUUCCCUUCUCUCGGCCUGUCUUGGUCUGAACACCUUUCACAAUCCAAACCAAACAUCACCAGCCACCUGCUGAUAGUCACCAGCAUUUACUUUUCUGAGUUAUGUUUUUUCCAUUCAUGAAGAUUAUGGCUUUGUCACGACUCCCUCUAAAUCCCUCAACCAUCCGUUUGUACUUUGGCUGACUUUUGCCCUUGACACCCUAUCAGAUAUUAAGCAACAUCAGUGUGAUCUUGUCCACCCCAUUGUGUUCACCCCUUUUCUCAACUGCCAAAAUAUCGUGUUCUCCUCUACCUCAUCCCCAAAGAGCCUAUAAAUUCAGAGUAUCCAGCCUUUUCAUGGGUUCACUCUCUGUUGUUCAGUAAUACUACUUCCAUAUUUUAAAUAAGUCAUAAAAGAUUUUGCCUUCUAUCAAAGUAGGAAUCUUUAUAUUUAUACAUGAUACAGAAAUUGAACUAUUUCUACCAUGCAGAAUUUAGCAUUUAGCAGGAUUUUAAAGUGAUUAAAUUGCCAUCAUAACCUGGAUCUAUAUUAGAUGAUGAAUGAAUACUGGUGUUAGUCCAAGUUAUUUGAAUGUAAGUUAAAAUUUUCUAGCAAUCCAGAUUGACCUGUAACCCUCUAGUGGAACAGGAAAUUUCUGGCAUAUAAAUGGAAUGAUGUUUCAGUUAUUUGUUUUAUUGGUGGCAUUUGGGCCAUGAAACACGUUUCUUGUAAGAGGACAUUGAUAUGUGUUUAUAUGGUCUGGCUGAAUCUCAGAACACCAUUAAAAUACCACAAAACUGGGUACCUAAGGGCUUGACUAGGCUUUCCUAGGUUAGACCAAACCUCUAGCCCCCAGUCCCUACCUUGUUCUCAUGGAAGGAAGUAUCUUCUAUGGGAUGAAAAGAGAAUGCAUUGACUUUGUAGCCUUUAUUCCCCUUGUUGCAUUUCAGAUAUGUCCAGAUUAUACCAUUACAGACAGAAAUGCAAAUUCUUCCUCUCCAGCCUGUGUGCACUCAGCAUUGUUUGAGAUUAAACUGCCUUGGGUUUCUAGCAGGGGACAUGUUUAUCUAUAGAUGUUUGUCUGACUUGAAGGUGAAUACCCUGAUUAAAAGUAUAGAUUAAUAUGAAUUCUGGUGGUAUUAGCAUGUUUCCCAUCUUAGUCAUGAACAACCUGAUAGCAAUGUUAAUAUAUCUCUUUAAAGGCCCAGAAGUGAACCAGUAGCCUACCUGGAGACUGAAAGAUUUAUUCAGUCAUAUGAAGUGUUCACUCUGGCUUUAACCUAAUUAUGACUGCACCACCAUGAAGUACAGAAAAAGAAAAGUAUAGGGGAAAGAAGAGAGUAUCUGGUUCUUUUGAAAGUUUGUGAAAAUCUUUGAAAGAAUGCAGUGCUUACUAUCAUGUAGCCUUUAGAACAAAUGCCCCAUUUAUAGUUCUUAGGACAUCAUCAGACAUUAAUAAGUCUAAAUAUGAUAAAUAUAAUUUUUGGUAUAAAAAUUUUUGCUAAAACAAUCUAUUUUCUUGCACCCCUCAAGUUAACCUCUUAAAAGUGAAUGUAUAAUUUCUACAGAAAGAAUAUUAUAGAGGAAGAAUCUUCAGUCUUUAAUGCUAAAAUAUUAUUCUCAGAUUCUGAUUAGUUGUUAUACAUUAUGAUACAGAACUAAAUUAAUUCCACAUCUGUUUCUUAAAUUAACUAGUCUUUACAAAUUUUCAUCUGGCUCCCCCAAGUCUGAUAAGGAAGGAUCAAAUGGAGGAUAAAGGAAGCGUAUCAGUUGGGUGGCCAGAAAUUUUCCUUUGGAAAGCUGAGAGACUGUUUUCUCCUUUUCCAAUCUCUCUGGUUCUUUUAAGUAAAAGUUGAGUCAAACGGUACCCUUGUUCACCAAGGAAAGUGAUCCAAACUCUAUAUCUAGUACAAAUAUUUUCUUUGCUUUCAUAUAUCCUCUCUAGAGAGACAGUACAAUUUUCUCUUUCUUCUUUCUCUUCACAUAAUAAUACUUUUAGCCCAAAAUAAAAUAGAUACUGAAAACAAACCACAAGCCAUCCACAUGCAAUCUGAGCAGAUAAACAAGAGCCUUGUCGGGUCACCUUGGAGGGUGACCUUGUCUCUUGGAUUAGCUCCUUAAAACCUAAAAAUUACUUUCCUGGUCAUGAAAGAACUGGAUGUAUCCUUCAACUUAUGAAAUAGGAUUUGAACUUGAAAACUUUUUUUUUUAGUCCUGAUUUUGCAGGGCAGCUACAUAAUGAAUGUAUAUAUUAAGACUUUGUAGCUGAAUUGCACAUGAAAUCAGAUUGCCAACUUCUUGACUUUCAAUUUUAGACAUCAUUUAAUCCUUAUUUGUGAGCAAUAUAUGUAGCAUGCUGUGAAACGUCUAUUAUAGUUCUUUAAUUCAUCAGUAUUAAUACAGAAUUAUCCUUUGUGUUCCUUGGUACUUUUUAUUCAAUGUAAUCAGAAGCUGUGAUGUUUUGCCUUUGUAGUCCUGUGCUUUGUUACUGUAAUUUUGUUUUCUUUUCUACAAAGCACGUGACUUUGGACUAAUGUAAGGCAGAUGAAAUGAUCUUUAAGACUGCUCUAUGUAUCAGUCUAUUACUCUAUACGGAUUUUAAUUAGAAUAAGCUUUAUCAAAUAGAUCAUUGAUGCAAUUUAGGAUUCACACAAGUUCAGUGUCAAAUGGCAGUCUUAUCUUUAUAGUUUCAAUUCUAAAAA
Molecule: messenger RNA, 8501 nt
Organism: Fukomys damarensis (Damara mole-rat)
Lineage: Eukaryota; Metazoa; Chordata; Mammalia; Rodentia; Bathyergidae
Gene: Sesn3
Product: sestrin 3
Exons: 9
Coding region: 157-1401 (414 amino acids)
Biological process (GO): cellular response to L-leucine; regulation of response to reactive oxygen species; negative regulation of TORC1 signaling
Cellular component (GO): nucleus
Molecular function (GO): oxidoreductase activity, acting on peroxide as acceptor; L-leucine binding
Source: RefSeq, a predicted model, not a curated record